Molecule: messenger RNA, 5999 nt
Organism: Gorilla gorilla gorilla (western lowland gorilla)
Lineage: Eukaryota; Metazoa; Chordata; Mammalia; Primates; Hominidae
Gene: CLN5
Product: CLN5 intracellular trafficking protein
Exons: 4
Coding region: 3233-4456 (407 amino acids)
Biological process (GO): lysosome organization
Cellular component (GO): lysosomal membrane; lysosome
Molecular function (GO): hydrolase activity, acting on glycosyl bonds
Source: RefSeq, a predicted model, not a curated record
UUUUUCCACUGUUUAUUUCCCACCAAAAAGUAAAUGCAUUUUAACCCAUUCUGUGGUUCACUGUAGCUUAAGGAAACCAAGCAUAUAGAUGCAUUAGUGAUUUUGUUUAUAUUAUGUAAAAUGUAAUGAUCUAUCUUAGAAAUACCACAGUUUGUAUUUUUCUUUAAGGAGUAAAGAUUUGUCUUUAAAAAUAACUUGAUAUUUUCCUGGCUUUCAUUUAAUACAAUGGAAAAUAAAGUAUUACACGAAAAAAAAAAUUUUUCUUAGAGACAGUAUCUCAUUAUGUUACCCAGGCUGAAGUGCAGUGGCUAUUCACAGGCACGAUUAUAGCUCACUAUAGCCUCAAAGUCCUGGGUUCAAGCCUCCUGAGUAGCUAGAACUCCAGGUACAUGCCACCUUGCCUGGCUUCCUGCUUUCUUAUUCACUGAGAAACUUUGUUCUCUAAAAUCAUAGAUUAGAGACAACUUCGUGUUUGAAAUUACAUCAGUAACAAUAAAAUAUCCCACCUUUGCUUGAAGGACCUCAGUCAUUCCACACAGAGAAUUGGCCUCAAUUUACAACCCAGAUGUCAAGCUUCUGAUAAGGGGUUUCCAGACACAAAACUCCAUCGCUAUUUUAACUUCAUAGUCUCCAAGGAAAUAGGCCCUUCAUCCACUUUGCAGUCUAGACCUAGAGCCUGUGUGUUGAUGGCAGCAGCAGGCCGUCUGGAGCAGCCACUGCUAUCAUUGACAUACAGCCUUGUUUUGCUUUGAGUCUACGAAAAUACUGCUUAUUUAAAUUUCAUCUCAACUCCACACUUCCCCAGAAUCCUAUCACUCUAUCUGGGGAGAUGCCAUGUGGUCCAGGCAGUCUUAGGCUGAAUGGGCAAGGAUCCAAGGGAAACCAAUUAGAUUGAAAUUCAAUUCUGUCUGUGGGCCCUCAAGAUUUAAAAGCCAUGGACAAGGGGGAAGCAACCAGUAUCGACCAGCGAUAAUCUAUGAGCACCUUCAGCUUGGGGUGUGGGGUCAUAGACAAAAAGAAUGGGGUUUAAUCAGUGUUCCCAUCCAAGGCAAAACCAGACCAGAAGAAUGGGAGCUACCAGGAGGCUGAGUUAAGACCAAUACUAGGGCCAGGCACGGUGACUACAGCCUGUAAUCCCAGCACUUUUGGAGGCAGAAGCGGGUGGAUUACUUGAGGUCAGGAGUUCGAGACCAGCCUGGCCAACAUGGUGAAACCUCGUCUCUACCAAAAAAAAAAAAAAAAAAAUUACAAGUGGCACACACUUGUACCCAGCCACUAGGGAGGCUGAGGUAGAAGAAUUGCUUGAACCCGGGAGGCGGAGGUUGCAGUGAGCCGAAAUCACAUCACUGCGCUCCAGCCUGGGUGACAGAAGGAGACUCCGUCUCCAAAAAAAUAAAAAAUAAAAACCAAUACUAGGAAGUGCUUUCUUACCAUGAAAGCUCCCUGCACACAGAAUGAAGAGACAGAUGGCAGAAGCAAGACCAGAGGCCUCCACCACUGAACAAGGUCAACCUGAAUUUGUUUUUGUAGCUCUGGGAAGUCCUGAACUGAAUGGGAGGUUCUACUGUGGCCCUCUACUAACAGUAGAUGGAACCUGGAACCAUCUACUGUUAAUUGUCCUUUUAGUAGCCAAGACAUGAAGUACCUAUCUCCCUUCUUUGUACUUGGUGAAAAGAUUUGAACUCGAGCCAUCUCUGCUAAAGGCAUGACUUUAGUCACCCCACUGCAGUUGCUUCUCUUUGCCUCCAAGAAAGUCCAAUCUGAUGGGCAGAUUGUGCUUGCAGAUGACCGGAUUAAACUGCAAAUAUCUCAUGAAGCUGCUGCCUGCAUCACCGCUCUCCAGGCAGCCACGGAGGCUCUGGUUGUUGAGGCCAUCUACUGUGGCCCUCAUACAUCAUACUGUGUAUGGUUCCAGGAUUUGUAAAUGCUCUAAUCAAUGUUUUUUCUUUUUUUAAAAAGCUGUUCCUGCUGAUUGCUUUUUAAGCUAGGCUCAAGUGUGGGGCCACGGAAUCCUUCAGGUGCCCUUCAAAUCAGACAUUACAUUUCAGCUCUCAGGGCUAGAAUGCUUCCCCCUCUUAUCUUGGGCAGGUCUUUGAAGAAGCCAGUUUAGCCUUGGUAAUUUUGAAUUUGGCCAUAGUAUACGGAGGAGAGCUAGGUAGCUAUCAAAACGCUUAGACAAAUGUAUGGUAAAAUGCAGCCCAGCCUGAACCUCCGCAAAACCCCCAAACCUGGAGCAGCAAGUGGGCAAAGGAGUGUGUGUUUGGGGCAGGGUACUGAGUCCCAUCUGUAAUCAAGAGACCUGGAGGGCCCAAGGAAGUCAGUGACACCCCCACAAGCUACAUAUCCUCCAAUGGAUUGUGGUGGUCAUCUCCGGCUACUGAAGCCACCUUGCUUAUUCCCAUAGCCUUACAAACAUUAUGAUGCUUCACACGAGUUGUGGGUGAAGUGAAGGAGUUGGAAAGUCCCGGUCUAAGGCCCUGCAAAACUGCUGUCUGGUAAAAACAAGUGACUAUGGCAAGGCCCUGAAUGUACUACGUAUAGACUUAAGUCAGUAUUUGUGCCUAACAGCAAAGCAUGCCACGAGAGGCUCCUCAAAAGCCGGGUAAUUGACGCCAUUGUUUUCUUGACCUAGUUGAAGAGUCAAAGAAGAGAAGGUGAUGCAGAAACUUCUUUCCAGUGAAGUGACAGAUCCAAGCAAGGAACACCUGCCUGUGAGGGGAGCGGUAGGGGAGGGGGUGAAUUCGGCAGCACUCGGGUAGUGGCAGGGACCACAUAUUGUCGGUGUUAACCACUGUUAUCACUGGCCCAGGUCGAGUGAGGACGAGUCAUUUCCCCACUAAGCACUUGGGGAGUGGCAGGGACCACAUAUUGUCAGUGUUAACCACUGUUAUGACUGGCCCAGGUCGGGUGAUGACAAGCCAUUUCCUCACUAUUGUCCCUUCUUCCUCACUGCACCCCCAGCCCUGCACCCUCAGCCCCAAAUACACAUUCUCGUUCACUCAACGUUUGUUGACACCUAGCGUGGGCCCUGUGGGAUGGAGUAAAAGUUCGGUGUUGGGAGGAGCCCUGGUGACAGAUUUUUGGUUUUGGUGGUGGCUUUUGGGCAAGGACAGGUCAGUUCAUAAAAGAUGACGCCCCAGGUCUGGAUCGAAUUCUCCUGGGAGCCAGACCAAAGCACCUUCCUGGACUGCAAAGUGUGGAAGCCGCCGCGGGCCGGGCGCGGGGAGGUGUCAUGCGCCCGAACCUGCGCUUGCUGCCAAGCUCUGGAGCUGACGCGCAGCGGCAAGGCGCCCCGCGUCCGGGGCUGGCGGCUCCGCGCAUGCUCCUCCCACCGGCGUCGCAGGCCUCGAGAUGCUCCGGAAGUACUGGGUGCAGCCUGAUGGCGCAGGAGGUAGACACCGCACAGGGCGCCGAGAUGUGGCGGGGCGCGGGCGCGGCUCGGGGACGCGCUUCCUGGUGCUGGGCCCUGGCGCUGCUUUGGCUCGCGGCGGUUCCGGGCUGGUCCCGGGUCUCGGGCGUCCCCUCCCGGCGCCACUGGCCGGUGCCCUACAAACGCUUUGACUUCCGUCCAAAACCUGAUCCUUAUUGUCAAGCUAAGUAUACUUUCUGUCCAACUGGCUCAGCUAUCCCAGUUAUGGAGGGUGAUGAUGACAUUGAAGUUUUUCGAUUACAAGCCCCAGUAUGGGAAUUUAAAUAUGGAGACCUCCUGGGACACUUGAAAAUUAUGCAUGAUGCCAUUGGAUUCAGGAGUACAUUAACUGGCAAGAACUACACAAUGGAAUGGUAUGAACUUUUCCAACUUGGCAACUGUACAUUUCCCCAUCUCCGACCUGAAAUGGAUGCCCCUUUCUGGUGUAAUCAAGGCGCUGCCUGCUUUUUUGAGGGAAUUGAUGAUGUUCACUGGAAGGAAAAUGGGACAUUAGUUCAAGUAGCAACUAUAUCAGGAAACAUGUUCAACCAAAUGGCAAAGUGGGUGAAACAGGACAAUGAAACAGGAAUUUAUUACGAGACAUGGAAUGUAAAAGCCAGCCCAGAAAAGGGGGCAGAGACAUGGUUUGAUUCCUACGACUGUUCCAAAUUUGUGUUAAGGACCUUUAACAAGUUGGCUGAAUUUGGAGCAGAGUUCAAGAACAUAGAAACCAACUAUACAAGAAUAUUUCUUUACAGUGGAGAACCUACUUAUCUGGGAAAUGAAACAUCUGUUUUUGGGCCAACAGGAAACAAGACUCUUGGUUUAGCCAUAAAAAGAUUUUAUUACCCCUUCAAACCACAUUUGCCAACUAAAGAAUUUCUGUUGAGUCUCUUGCAAAUUUUUGAUGCAGUGAUUGUGCACAGACAGUUCUAUUUGUUUUAUAAUUUUGAAUAUUGGUUUUUACCUAUGAAAUUCCCUUUUAUUAAAAUAACAUAUGAAGAAAUCCCUUUACCUAACAGAAACAAAACACUCUCUCGUUUAUAAAACACCUUAAUUCUACUGCUGUUUUUUCUCCAAUCACCAGCAUCUGUUUUUCAGGGGGUGAUUUUACUUUUGUGAAUUCCUUAGCCUUUCUUCCUUGGUGCAUAAAGUUAAAAUGCACAUCAGCAGAAUUGCUGCAUAUUAACAUCUCAGGACUUUUCUCUUGUAAAGAAGCUGAAAUUCGUACUAUAUUGGCCAAAGUGAGCGAGUUAGGUGAUCUUGGUUUCAAUUUCCGAGCCUUUGUUAAUAUGGAGAAUUAUGGUUCAUAUCAGUUAUGUAGGACCUUUGGACCCAAGGUCCUACAGAUAGAUAUGGUGUGCCCAGAUUUUAAAAAUACCUUCAAAAAUAAAAAAUACCUUCAGUGACAUUUUCAUGGUGGGAGCUCUUCUUUCUGGUAUGGCAGUUACACUUUUUCACUUAAGUGCUUUAGUUUAGACUAACUUUACAACUUUUAUAACUUUUGGAACCAAGUUUAGUAUAGUCUGAUUCCACUCACCUAACUUUAGACAUUCGUUUAGACACCAUAACUGGAGUGAUUGUGCUUCUAGAUGUAGCAAAUCCAGUGUUAACACAUAUUUCUGGCUGAGAUUUUGGAACUAGCUAGUAACUGGCUUGUGUUCUUUAAGCAACCUAACAUCACUAAAUCUUAGGAUUUAGGAUUGCUGUAAAGAUGUAAGUUGUGUAUGUUUGGCAGGUCACAUUGAAUGGCAGUGAUAAUGAUUAAUCAAAGAACAAACGUCAUCCUUGAUCUUGCCUAAUGUAGUUUAUGUGCCAAACUUUCCAGGGUUUUGUAGUCACCUAGACUUUAAGCUGAUAGCAUAGUGCUUCAGCGGUUCUUCCAACCGGGGUAUGCAGGAACAUGGCUGCAGACACGUUUGGGUAAACAGGCACCUUCUGACUUCUUCACUGUUUCCUGUAGUUCUCCCUCUUCCCACAAAGCUGUCAGCGCAGUGGAAGAGGUUGCGCUUCUCCGAGAGAGGACAGGUUUCUGUUAAGAUCACCAAGUAGCUGUGCUUUAAUUAGAGCCAGACAAGCUUUCAAGGUCCUUUAAGUAUUUGAUGAUCAACUGAACAGGUUUCUAUUCAAGGAGAAAACACCAGUAAGAAGAUGGAGUAGAUAUCAGAUAAAACAAUUCACGUUUAAUAUGUAAAUGUACCAAUUAUGUGAUUCAGUUUCAACUAACAUUCAAGUACUUCCUGAGAGGUUAGUACAUUAUUAUUGAGCUCUCACAGAAAGCUUAAUCAUAGAUAUAAUUAACCUGAUCCAAAUGAGUAAAUUGGACCUUAGAAAGGCUAAGUGAUCUUUCUCUGGCUAUCCAGCUAGUAGUAAUGAAGUCAGGUCUUGAACCCCGGUUCUGCUGACUGAAUUGGAUGUACUAUAGUACAGGCUUUUAGCACCGAAGUGUGGUCCUCAGACCAGUGCCUGCCAACCAGAUGUUACUGGUCUGUGAGGAAAUAAGUACAGAUACUGACAGGAAGCUUUUAUAAACAAUUUAUUGGAGUGUUUUUGUUUCUGUUGGGUCUAAUUAAAAAAAUUGGAGCUUGUA